This is a messenger RNA of Ornithorhynchus anatinus (platypus), 5384 nucleotides long. RefSeq names its product zinc finger and SCAN domain-containing protein 2-like. Lineage: Eukaryota; Metazoa; Chordata; Mammalia; Monotremata; Ornithorhynchidae. The transcript is spliced from 10 exons. The coding region runs from base 492 to 3887 and encodes 1131 amino acids. Gene Ontology annotation, molecular function: RNA polymerase II cis-regulatory region sequence-specific DNA binding; DNA-binding transcription factor activity, RNA polymerase II-specific. The record is from RefSeq and is a predicted model, not a curated record. Gene Ontology annotation, cellular component: nucleus. Gene Ontology annotation, biological process: regulation of transcription by RNA polymerase II; central nervous system development.
CGAAGGAAUGGGGUCUGAUGCGCAGGCGGCUAGAAAUUAAUUCCCCAUGGUGUUCUAUGUUCAUUCCACCGUCACCCAUCUCAUCCUGGGAACCAGAUCUUAAACCCACCCUUCCUCAUUUUUUUUCCAUGUUAAAGGUGACCAGAUAAGUAUGAUUUUAUGUCAGCGGAUGUGAUUGGCGCCUGGGAAACCAUUAGUUUCCAUUGGCUAUCAUUUCUUUCCUUCCUCUUUUUCAAGGGCGGCCCAGUUUGGACUCUCACCUCCCAAACAAACCAUCCAACCGUGCCUGGCUCCUGCCUAUUAUCCAUUGCUCACACCUUUCCCCUGCUUAAAUCCGCCAAGGCCCAUCCUUUCUCACCUUCAAAGCCCUCUUCAAAAAUCACCUCCUCCACAAGCUUGCCCGGGUGCCUGGUGAGAAGAGGCGGAAGGACCGUCCCCGGGGUUCCCAGACCAGAGUUGCGCGGAUCCGACGGUGAUUCCCUCGCGGAGCCAUGGCGGCCGCCCUCGGAGAGGCUGCGGCUUGGGGUCUGCGGCACGGGGCUCUGAUGGAGGACCUCCCCGAGGACCCGGAGGCCGACCGGGAGUGGGACGACCUGAGCCCCGAGGCCGCCCGCCUGCGCUUCCGGCAGCUGCGCUACCGGGAGCUGGCGGGGCCCCACGAGGCCCUGAGCCAGCUCCGCGUGCUCUGCUGCCAGUGGCUGAGGCCCGAGAAGCACACCAAGGCCGAGAUCCUGGAGCUGCUGGUGCUCGAGCAGUUCCUCACCAUCCUGCCCGGGAAACUGCAGGCUUGCGUCCGGGAGCAGUGGCCCAUGAGCGGCGAGGAGGCGGUCGCCGUGGUGGAGGAUUUGCCCCAGAUCCUACAGGAGGAGGAUGACAUUGAUGAUAUGGGCAGGUGUGGUCAGGUCUUUUGCCCAGAAGGAGCGGCAGAGUCCAGAUCCGGCUCGGGGGACAGUCCACAGUGGAGCGUUGGAUUUGAAUUCCAAGAACCUGGCCCCCUGGGGAGUAGAAUUCCAAGUCCCAGGCCGGAGGAGGAAAGAGCCUUCGUGAAGCCGGAGGAAGAGCAGUGGGACUCGGAUCGUCCGGACUCCGAGAAGGAGGCAAGCCUGAUCAGCGUCCACUCGGGCUGGGACACGUGGAGCGGGACCGAGGAGAGCCCGAAGCACAUUAUUUCGGAGGAGAUGGAAUUGCCCAGUAUGCUGUGGGGCAUGUUCGAAGGGGAUACGCCCCAUUGUUCCGAAAAGGAAGCAGAGCGCGACAGAAAGAGCCGGUCGGAAAGGCCGUGGGGGAUGCUCCCCGCGGUGAAGUGGGAGAAACUGCUUCAGGAAAGAAGUCCGGGGGACCAGCUCGCCCAACCGCCACCCCCGCCGGCGGAGAAGCCCUUCGCCUGCCCCGAAUGCGGCAAGAGGUUCGGGAACACCUCCAACCUGAGAACCCACCAGCGAAUCCACAUGGGCGAGAGACCUUACAAGUGUUCCGAGUGCGGCCAGGGCUUCUCGCGCAGCUCCAACCUCAUCAGGCACCAGAAGACGCACCUGGAGGAGAAGAGCUACCGCUGUUCGAAGUGUCAGAGGAGCUUCGGGCAGCGGUCCGACCUGACCCUGCAUCAGCGCACCCACCUGAAGGAGAAACCCUUCAGCUGCGGCGUGUGCCAGAAGAGCUUCAGCCUGAGCUCGGCCCUGGCCGUGCAUCAGAGGACCCACACGGACACCGCCCGCUACAUCUGCUACGAGUGCGGCAAGAGCUUCAACAACAGCUCCAGCUUCGGGGUACACCACAGGACCCACACGGGGGAGAGGCCCUACAAGUGUAACGAGUGCGGGAGGGCCUUCAGCGACAUCUCCAACUUCGGGGCCCACCAGCGGACCCACACCGGGGAGAAGCCCUAUAAGUGCUCCGAGUGCGGGAAGCAUUUCUCUCGGAGCUCCAACCUCAUUCGGCACCAGAGGACCCACUCCAGCGAGAGGCCCUACCGAGCCCCCAAAAUUGGUGUCCUGUUACAUCAGUUGAAUCCUGGUGAGUUCCUCUGGUGUUCCAGCUGCAUUUUUAUGUAUCCUUGGGUAGUUUUCCUUCCCCCAGGGCUCCAAGGGAGAAACCCCUCUCCGUUCCCCGGGUCUGGAAGAGGAUGCCCACGGGAGAGGACUGUUUGCCCGCCCGAGCCCAGAUCUCCGUGUCAGCUGGAGAUGGAUGCAGAGCAGAAGGCGGCCGCCACAGCUCCACAGGAGAACGACGAACUACCGGCCACGACGCCGGAGGAGGACGUCGGCGGCUCUGACUGUGAGCGGGAAUCCAUCUUGCAGGAGGGCGGCCCCGCCCCCGGCUGCUCCCAGCAGCCUGUUGGGCGGCCCUGCUCCCAGGAGGCAGCCGUGCCCCGGGAGGCGCUCAGCCGGCUCCGGGAACUCUGUCGGCGGUGGCUCAGGCCAGAGAUGCACACCCGAGAGCAGCUGCUGACGGUCCUGCCUGCAGAGAUCCAAACCUGGAUCCGGGAACACCGUCCGGAGAGCAGCGACGAAGUGGUGACCCUGGUGGAAGAGGACAGCGUCCUGCCUGCUCCUCAGGAGAGCACCGAAAACCAAGAGAUGACAACUUCUCUUUUUAUGGCCAGAUCUCAAGACGAGUGGAGACGCCUGGAUCCCGGUUCAAAGACUUGCUAUAGGGAUGUCACUUUGGGAUUUACGGUUCCCAAACCCGGCAUGAUCUCCUGGCUAGAGGGAGGGGAGGAACCGUGGAUCUCGGGCUCCCAGAGCUCCAGUGAGGAGGAAAUUCCGGGAGAAGUCCACAAAGGUUUUGAGAUGAGUGAGAAUGAGGAGGAACAUACGAAGCCGGACAUUUCUGAGGAAAUGGAAUCACGUGGGACACCAAUGGGAAGGUCCUCCAGGGCCGUCGUCCAGAAUUCUUUCUGGAGCAAAGCCUCCGAGAGCAAACGUGGCGCGGAAAGUCAGCCGUUAGUCCCAGUGGGAGAGAGUCCAGGAAAAUCCACUCCCGAGGAGAACGACAGAAGGAAAUUCCCAGUUCAUCCGGAAACCUUUACAGGAGAGCAGCUCUAUAUAUGUUCCCAGUGCGGGAAAAGCUUCACUCAGAGCUCCCAUCUGAUGAAACACCAGCUCUCUCAUUCGGGCGAGAAAUACUACAACUGUGCUGACUGUGGGAAAAGCUUCAGCAACAGUUCCAACUUCAUUAGACACCAGAGGACCCACACGGGAGAGAAACCCUAUAAAUGUCCCGACUGUGGGCGCUCAUUCAGUCAGAGCUCAGCGCUCAUCACCCACCAGAGAACUCACACCGGCGAGAAACCUUACCAGUGCGGCGAGUGCGGCAAGAGCUUCAGCCGGAGCUCGAACCUCACCACCCACCGGAGGACCCACAUGGGCGAGAAGCCGUACAAAUGCUGCGAGUGCAGCAAGAGCUUCAGCCAGAGUUCCAGCCUCAUCGCGCACCAGGGCGUCCACACCGGAGAGAAACCCUACGAAUGCCGUGAGUGCGGGGAGAGCUUCAGUUACAGCUCCAACUUCCUCAGGCACCAGAGAACGCACACGGGAGAGCGGCCGCACGGGUGUCCUCAGUGCGGCCGGAGGUUCAGCCGCAGCUCCCAGCUGGCUAUGCACCAGAGGACCCACACGGGCGAGAAACCCUACCGGUGCCUUCAGUGUGGUAAAAGCUUCAGCCGGGGCUCCUUCCUCGCCAUGCACCAGAGAGCCCACACCGGGGAGAGGCCCUACAAGUGUUCUGUCUGUGGGAAAGGCUUCAGCUGGAGCUCCGUUCUCAUCAUACACCAGAGAACCCACACCGGAGAGAGGCCCUACAAAUGCCCCGCCUGUGGGAAAGGCUUCAGUAACAGCUCCAACCUCAUUACGCACCAAAAAACUCACACGCGGGAGAAAGCCUAUUAAAGGAGGCAGAAGGGCGCUGGGUUGGGAAUAGGAUUUUGCUAGGGAAGGGACAUCCCGCAAGUAUCUCGAUGUGGAGGGAAAUGGUUCCUAAACAGGACCCCUCUAAGUGGCUUCAGCCCACGUUCUAGGAUUUUCCCCCGACUCCCAACUUGCUCAGGGCAGUGGUCUCCCAUUAGCCUGGGAAUGAGUGUCAGGAAACCAGGCUCCUGCCUCUGGCUGGACCAAUAACUUCCUUAAUUAUUAGUCCCUUCCUUUUCCCUCUUGGGUAUAUGGGGAGGUCAUUUCCAUUCUCAACCAAUCUCCUGGGUGUCUGGAAGAAGGAGAACCUGGCUGAGAAGUUUGGUGCUAAUAAAAGCCUAGCUCUGCUCUCCUUCUCCCCACUCCCGCCCUUUGAUUCCGUAGCACAGUCUUUUCCUUUCUUCCAACGUCUGACUGGGGACGGUUCCAGGCAAUGGAUAGGACCACACAAGUCGGGAAGAUCUCAGCAUGGGUAAUCCGGUUAAAUCAGCUAACUCACACCCAGCCCACUUCAGAGGGAAACAUCUUCUGUUUGUCGAAUGGGUCUCAUCAACCGGCGGCAUAAGCAGCGUUAUUCCUCCUGCUCCCUUUGCGGUGUGAUGGCACGGAGGGAAUUCAGCUCUGCAGUUCAGUCUCUUAUCGGCUGAGGCUUGUGAAUAUUCGUAGCCCACUCGGUAGCCAUCUGUGGGGAACUGGUGGAUGGUCCUAGAUGAGGGAGGAUAGCCUGUUAGUACUUAGAGAAUUCACCCGUAGAACAAAUCAGCCGGGGGGAAGGGAAGCCCGGUGGUUACUCGCUCACCUACUCUCCAGCAGAGAAAUGGAAGCUUCGGUCCACGAUGGGUUUAUUAGAGAAGAAAGUUUGCGAUGUCAGAAUGUGAUCAUCAGCCGGGAGGAUAGGUGUUAAGGCAGGUGGCCAGUAUAAUGUUCCUCCAAGAGGCCUCGGCGGCCGGGGCUCGACCGGACGGCAGGAGGGCACUGCUUAUGCCUUGGGGUUCGCCUCCAGAGUAGCUCAGACGGGUGGAUCCAACUGCCUCUUCCACCCUCCUGGAGGAAUGUGUGCCGUGACUCCAGACGGACCCGUAGCCCUAUGAUCCUUUUAAGACUAUGCCCGCAGUGUAUAUUCCUGCAUUUAUAAGUUCUCAGUGUUAUAUAGACCAGAUGUAGUAUUCUUUCGAGUAGCCAGUAAUUAAGUCCUCCCCCGCCCCCAUCCAGUCAUUUGAGCAAUACGAAUUUACGUUUAACAAGGAAGAAGUAACUUGGACUCGAUCUGUAAUUGCAGGCCUCUGUCUUGGCGACGAGUAAUUCGACGAGGCCUCUUUAGAGACGGAGUGCAGCGGGACUGAGGUUCCGUCAGACCAGGGUUAAAGUGACUCCGAGAUUUGGUAGGGGAAGUCCAGCUGGGGGCAGGAAAUGCUGAAUGUGAUGCCAUCUGCUUCUCAUGUGAAUCUGAGCUCAGAAUAAAUCUUACAGUGAAUAUGA